AUGGCGCACCCCCUCGGCAUGGACUUUCCGACAAGGAAGGACGACGUGGAGGAGUUUAUGGCACGUACAUCCGCCAUGCUCCACACACAUGAAAGACAGAUCGCGACGCAACAUGAGGUGAUCCGCGAGCUUCAGGCGCGCGUGGCCGAGCUCCAGGGCUCUGAGGUCAAGGACUUCCAGCAACUGGAUGCACCGAGCAAUGUCCCAGAGGGCCCGACGAUCAUUGCCAUGAGCGGAGCUGUUACUGUUGAGCAGGAGAAUGACAAGGCAGUAUUGAGAGCCCAGACCCUCGCCUCCGCGGAGCCGCCGCCUGCUUCCUACGAGCUUGAGCAAUCCAUGUGGGAUGCCGCCGUGUUGCUGUUCUGUCACCGGACUGCGUGGACCGACAAAGUGAUCCUGCUCAUAGGAAUGAUCGUCAACAGUGGCUUGCAAAUUGCGCUCCUCCUCACGGUCUAUUUCGACAUGCUUCAAAACCCCUACUCUUCUACGAAGGUGCACGAGAUGGUCCAGUGGCGCGCCUUAAAGGGUCACAGUUACGACGAGUUCGACUCAGACACUGGGUACUCCGUGAUCAACCGCCUUUGUUUGCACAAGCUGUGGUCCUUCGAGCAAGAAGAGUACAAGGAGAUGUUCGAGUAUCUCUACAUGCCAAUGCCGGGGUGGACACUUAGUGUUCUGGCCAUCAUCAUGUGGGUCCUGACCAUGAUGGCUGAGUAUCGACGCUGCUGCGAGCAAGGAUUGGCCCUAUGGCACCUGCCGAAACUGAGAAGAGGCGACCCUGCCGUGCUGAUUACGGAAGAUGGUGAACAAGAUGAGAUUCUCGGAAUCUACCCGGUUCUUCGCUUCUUGGCUUUUACCACACUGAUCAUACCGCGGCUGUUCGUCACCGUUUGUCUCUGCCUUGUUGGCUGCCAAUACCUGGCGCAGACGGCUUCCUUGCACGACAUCGUGCUCAAUGCCGUGGCGCUGGCUUUUGUCUUGGAUGUUGACGAGUUGCUCGCGCAGGUACUCUUUACAGAAAGAAUACGCAUGACGCUGCCAAGGAUCAAGCCCUUGGCCUGCGGUGACAAUAAGCUCGUUCUGGGCUUUCCAGUUAAAGAUCUGCUUCGCUACAUCCUCACCCUUGGCUUCGUACUCGGAGCGGUUAUCGGCUUCCUGAUCCCUUUCAGCGCCAAUGUGCAGGCGGCCGCACUGGCACUCUGUGGCGGGGUCCACGAUUUCAGCUUCUCCGGAGGCCAUGCCGACUCCCCCCCGGUCGUUUUGCAGCCGAAAUACACUGCCAUGGACGAAUGGACGCCAUCUUGCACUGCACCAGGGGACGACUACGACAGCUACCUUCGCGACUACUACGGCUUUGGCGUGAAUGAGAGCGUGGCGAGCGUACACAACGCCAGCUUCAAGGAUUCCAUCGACUACACUGCCAUCAAGAGCCGCUAUGUCUUGACCUAUGCCCUCACGGAUCCUACGUGCCCCAGUGGACAGAUCCGCGAGCCCUACAAGAGCAAGACCGCCGCCGACAAUGAGACCAGGUCUUGCAUUGCCAUUCCCCAAGCGCUGACUGAAAACCUGCCCGCAAAUGUGGGCGUCGGCACGAUAUUUCCAUCUUGUCCUCGAUUCAAUGCCUCAGACAAGUGCAAAAGUCCGUCGACACCAGAUGCGUGCAUCUGGUCGUGGCGCUCCAUCAAGUGCGAACAGUACCAAGCUUCACCACCCGGACAUGUCUUUGCGCGG
Messenger RNA from Symbiodinium sp. CCMP2456, 1731 nucleotides. NCBI's taxonomy places the organism in Eukaryota, Dinophyceae, Suessiales, Symbiodiniaceae. The record is from the annotation of a GenBank genome assembly.